Molecule: messenger RNA, 351 nt
Organism: Papaver somniferum (opium poppy)
Lineage: Eukaryota; Viridiplantae; Streptophyta; Magnoliopsida; Ranunculales; Papaveraceae
Exons: 1
Coding region: 1-351 (116 amino acids)
Molecular function (GO): nucleic acid binding; zinc ion binding
Source: RefSeq, a predicted model, not a curated record
AUGUCUCAAGAGCAAUGUUACAAUUGCAAGACUUUUGGGCACUUUGCAAAGAAUUGCAAUAUUCCAUCAGCAAAUUCCUCACCUUCUCCAAUAAUACCUGACUCACCCACAACACAGUGUGGGUACUGUAAGCAACUUGGUCAUUCAUCCAGAUUUUGCACCUCACCAACUUCAAGAAACAUGAGAAGAAUCAAUGCUAAUGGAGUAAACAAAUCCAGUGCACCAACUAGAUUUAUGGCAGUCCCAGUCUCACCUGCAUCAACAUCAAACUCAUAUGCAUUAGAUGUACCUGGUGGUAGUUCUGCACCAAAUAUUGCUGAUAUUCAAGAGAUGAUUAAACAAGCACUCUGA